CCUGUUAUGAUUGGAAGCCAUCGAAGCAGGCCUAUUGUUUGAGGGAAGGAAUCACACAACUAUAUGGGCCACAUUCUCGAGGAUGGGCUGUCUCUCUCUCUCUCUCUCUCUCUCUCUCUCUCUCUCUCUCUCUCUCUCUCUCUCUCUCUAGCUAUGCCGGGAUGGUUCACGUUGUUGGACCCAGCCAAGUCUACGACCCGACCUCGGCUCCGACCAUGCCGGCCUCCGCUGCACCGCACCCCGUCGUCGCCAUGCCGCUGCAUGCUCCUCGAUCGCCGCCCCGAUCACCUCUGACCGACGACCCGGCCUGCGCUCCGCUGCGCUGCUGCUCCUCACCGCCGUGCCUUUAUAACUGACGAUGGCACGCCGCGUCGUCCUUGCAGCCGCAGCAGGCAGCGUCGUCACCUGAACCAGGCGUCGAAGUAGCUAGCAGCCAGCAGCCCCUGCGCGCGAGCCGUCGCCGUCGUCCGUCAUGGCGGACGUGCUGGUGGACUCCCAGCGCCGCGUCCUCAUCAGCGGAUACGGGUACGGCCUCCCCCCGCCGCAGCCUGCAGAGAGCCUGCUGCUCGGCCGCCUCGACCAGAUCGACCUCCGGCUGCGGCAGCUGGAGGAGCAGCAGCAGCAGCGCCGCCCGUCGCACGACGAUCAUGGCGCGCCCGCCCCGGCCCCGGCCCCGACCCGCCGCGCGCCGGCGGCGCAGCACCAGCACACCAAGUCCAUGCCGGCGGCGCUGCAGCACGUGCAGGUGCGGGGCGACCUCAUGGACCGCCUCAACCUGCUGGAGUCCCGCAUCAGGCAGGUCAGCUGCGAGCUGGGCCUGGACAGCGGCGGCGGCAAGGCCGUCCAUCCCCAGUUCGGGCUGGGGCUAGGUCUGGGAUCCUCCUCGUCCGUGCCGGCAGUCGAGGAUCCCGCCACGUGGUCCGACUCCGCGCCGGUGGCGGUGGUGGACCCAGCGUUCGGCGGCGGCAAGGUGCAGAACAAGCCCGCGGCGGCCGGCGGGAGCUGGAGCGCCGUGGAGAUCCUGCAGCGGGGCGCGCGCCAGCUCCACCGCAGCACCAGCAAGCCCAACCCACCCAUCAAGGUGAACAAAUUGAAAGAAGCGAAAUCCGCGUGCGAGAAGGAGAAGAGGAAGGCGGAGCGCAGCAAGUCUCUGACGAAGGCGGAACGCAGCAAGUCGCUGACGAGCAGGCUGUGGCUCAUGGUUGGAUGUAAGCAUUAGUUGGAUGCUGAAAAAGUGAAAAAAAUUGCCAAUAACAAGCAUGGGAUGAACUGAUCUUUACAUAUAUGUUUUUGUAAUUUUUGUUUCUACUCUGAUUUGAUCUACUUCCGUCCAAUCAUUAGCUGUACACAGGUCUGUAUGGGUUUCAGAGUAUUAGUACCACUUCGAUAGAAUUCCCGAUUCAGUUUGCUUCGUGAUGAUAACAAUGUCAGAUACUCACAUAUUUUCACUUC
Sorghum bicolor (sorghum) is the source of this 1452-nucleotide messenger RNA. RefSeq lists its product as uncharacterized. The record is from RefSeq and is a predicted model, not a curated record. Bases 473 to 1219 code for a protein of 248 amino acids. The transcript is spliced from 3 exons. Lineage: Eukaryota; Viridiplantae; Streptophyta; Magnoliopsida; Poales; Poaceae.